Leptonychotes weddellii (Weddell seal) is the source of this 6361-nucleotide messenger RNA. The record is from RefSeq and is a predicted model, not a curated record. NCBI's taxonomy places the organism in Eukaryota, Metazoa, Chordata, Mammalia, Carnivora, Phocidae.
AUGGAGCCCAUUGUGCCCCUCUGCUCUUGUUUUUAUGUAGAUGUUCACACGGAGGCGGUGCAAGCAGCUUUGGCCAAAUACAAGGAGAGGAAGAUGCCCAUGCCUUCGAAAAGACGUUCUGUUCUCGUACAUUCCUCGGUGGAAACCUACACGCCUCCAGACACAUCAUCUGCCUCAGAAGAUGAGGGCUCUUUACGGCGACCCGGGCGACUCACCUCCACUCCGCUCCAGAGCCAUUCCAACAUCGAGCCCUGGCUCGACCGGGUCAUUCAGGGCUCGUCCACCUCAUCCUCUGCAUCCUCCACCUCAUCUCACCCGGGAGGGAGACCCGCCACCGCUCCCACUGCUGCUGCCACCACGCUCACAGGCCCCGCGGCCCACGCCCACAUAGAUGUGCACUCCGCCCCUCCGGAUGUCACCACGGGCCUUGGGGAGCUUUCGCACUGUGAACAUCCGCAGCUGGCUUCUGUGCGAGGUGUCGCUCGGGGCUACAGCGGGAGUGUCCUAGAAACGGCUGGUGGUGUCCCUGUGAACAGCAGAGUGUCCUCCAAAAUCCAGCAACUUCUCAACACCCUGAAGAGGCCGAAGCGCCCUCCGCUGAAGGAGUUCUUUGUGGAUGAUUUUGAGGAGCUGUUGGAAGUGCAGCAACCAGAUCCAAAUCAGCCAAAGCCUGAGGGAAGCCAGAUGGUGGUGCUGAGAGGGGAACCUCUGGCUGUGGGGGUCCCCUGGCCCCCGUCCCUGCUGGCCGCCCUGCAGCGGUGGGGUACGACGCAGCCCAAAGCCCCCUGUCUGACCGCCUUGGACACGGCUGGGAAGGCCGUCUACACCCUCACCUAUGGCAAACUUUGGAGUCGGAGUUUAAAACUAGCUUAUACUCUACUUAAUAAACUGACUAGUAAGAAUGAACCACUACUUAAACCUGGAGACAGAGUGGCCCUGGUGUUUCCAAACAGUGACCCUGUGAUGUUCAUGGUGGCAUUUUAUGGGUGUCUCCUGGCAGACCUGGUUCCUGUCCCCAUAGAAGUGCCAUUAACAAGAAAGGACGCUGGCAGCCAGCAGGUCGGGUUUCUGCUGGGCAGCUGCGGCGUCGCCCUGGCCCUGACCACGGAUGCUUGUCAGAAGGGCCUGCCCAAGGCACAGACGGGAGAGGUGGCGACUUUCAAAGGAUGGCCCCCGCUCUCCUGGCUGGUGAUCGACGGGAAGCAUCUGACCAAGCCCCCCAAAGACUGGCACCCACAGACCCAGGAUGCAGGGGCUGGGACCGCCUACAUCGAGUAUAAAACCAGCAAAGAAGGCAGCACAGUGGGGGUCACGGUGUCCCAUGCAUCCCUGCUGGCCCAGUGCCAGGCUCUGACCCAGGCUUGCGGCUACUCAGAAGCUGAGACAUUAACAAAUGUGCUGGAUUUCAAAAGGGAUGCUGGUCUGUGGCAUGGAGUGUUAACAAGUGUCAUGAACAGGAUGCACGUCAUCAGCAUCCCGUACGCGCUGAUGAAGGUGAACCCUCUGUCCUGGAUUCAGAAAGUGUGUUCCUAUAAAGCCCGGGCCGCGCUGGUCAAGUCCCGCGACAUGCACUGGUCUCUCCUAGCUCAGCGAGGUCAGAGGGACGUCAGCCUCAGCUCACUGCGCGUGUUGAUCGUGGCGGACGGCGCUAACCCCUGGUCCAUAUCCUCCUGUGAUGCGUUCCUCAAUGUCUUCCAGUCCAGAGGGCUGAGGCCCGAGGUCAUCUGUCCCUGUGCGACUUCCCCUGAGGCGUUAACGGUCGCCAUCCGCAGGCCGCCAGACCUGGGAGGACCUCCACCAAAGAAAGCUGUCCUGUCGAUGAACGGUCUCAGUUUUGGUGUGAUCAGAGUUGAUACUGAAGAAAAGCUGUCCGUUCUUACCGUUCAGGACGUUGGUCAGGUGCUGCCGGGAGCUGACGUAUGUGUUGUGAAGGUGGAAGGUGCCCCUUACCUCUGUAAAACCGAUGAAGUCGGGGAGGUAUGCGUCAGCUCCAGUACUACUGGCACAGCGUACUAUGGGCUGCUUGGAAUCACCAAGAGUGUCUUUGAGACCGUCCCGGUCACGGCAGGAGGCAUGCCCGUGUCUGACAGGCCUUUCACCAGGACGGGGCUGCUGGGCUUCAUCGGGCCUGAUAACCUGGUCUUUGUCGUGGGCAAGCUGGAUGGGCUGAUGGUGGUUGGAGUUCGUAGACACAGUGCGGAUGACAUCGUGGCCACAGCGCUGGCCGUGGAGCCCAUGAAGUUUGUCUACAGAGGCAGGAUUGCUGUGUUCUCCGUGACGGUGCUGCAUGAUGACAGGAUCGUCCUUGUGGCUGAGCAGCGGCCAGAUGCCUCUGAGGAGGACAGCUUCCAGUGGAUGAGCCGCGUGCUGCAGGCCAUCGACAGCAUCCACCAGGUGGGCGUGUACUGUCUGGCCCUGGUUCCUGCCAACACCUUGCCCAAGGCUCCUCUCGGAGGGAUUCACAUUUCUGAAACCAAGCAGCGUUUCCUGGAGGGGAUGCUGCACCCAUGUAAUGUACUAAUGUGCCCUCACACCUGUGUCACCAACCUUCCCAAACCUCGCCAGAAACAACCAGAGGUGGGGCCGGCCUCCAUGAUCGUGGGGAACCUGGUUGCCGGGAAGAGGAUCGCACAGGCCUCGGGGAGGGAGCUGGCUCACCUGGAGGACAGCGACCAGGCCAGAAAGUUCUUGUUCCUACCCGACGUGCUGCAGUGGCGGGCACACACCACUCCCGACCACCCGCUCUUCCUGCUGCUCAACGCCAAGGGCAGCGUCACCAGCACUGCAACCUGCGUCCAGCUGCACAAGAAGGCAGAGAGGGUGGCCGCCGCCCUGAUGGAGAAGGCAAGACUGGGCACCGGGGACCACGUGGCUUUGGUCUACCCCCCAGGUAAGCACACGGGGCCCUCUGUUAUUAUAAAGCAGACACCCCGUAACCUACAGCCAGGUCGGAAAUCCCUGCACUCUCCCAGCGUCUACUCAGGACACCAGUCCGUCCUGGUGCCCCCGCUGGAGCUGGAGAGUAACGUGUCCCUGUGGCUGUCUGCCGUCAGCCAGUACAAGGCCCGGGUCACCUUCUGCUCCUACUCGGUGAUGGAGAUGUGCACCAAGGGCUUGGGAGCGCAGACGGGCGUCCUCAGGAUGAAGGGGGUGAACCUGUCCUGCGUGCGCACCUGCAUGGUGGUCGCAGAGGAGAGGCCCAGGAUCGCGCUCACACAGUCCUUCUCCAAGCUGUUCAAGGACCUGGGGCUGCCGGCACGUGCCGUGAGCACCACGUUCGGGUGCAGGGUCAACGUGGCCAUCUGCCUCCAGGGCACGGCCGGCCCAGACCCCACCACCGUCUAUGUGGACAUGAGGGCGCUGCGGCAUGACCGGGUACGUUUGGUAGAACGGGGUUCUCCGCACAGUCUGCCGUUGACGGAGUCUGGAAAGAUCCUCCCUGGGGUGAAGGUCAUUAUUGCGCACACUGAAACCAAAGGGCCCCUUGGAGACUCACACCUGGGAGAGAUCUGGGUGAGCAGCCCACACAACGCUACCGGCUACUACACGGGGUACGGGGAGGAGGCUCUGCACGCCGACCACUUCAGUGCCCGGCUGAGUUUUGGAGACACCCAGACCAUUUGGGCGAGGACUGGCUACCUCGGUUUCCUGCGAAGAACAGAGCUCACGGAUGCCAGCGGAGAGCGACAUGAUGCGCUGUACGUGGUCGGGUCUCUGGAUGAGACGCUGGAGCUGAGAGGCAUGCGCUACCACCCCAUCGACAUCGAGACGUCCGUGGUCCGAGCCCACAGGAGCAUCGCUGAGUGCGCCGUGUUCACCUGGACCAACCUGCUGGUCGUGGUGGUGGAGCUGGAUGGGCUGGAGCGGGACGCGCUGGACCUGGUGGCUCUGGUCACAAACGUGGUGCUGGAGGAGCAUCACCUGGUCGUGGGCGUGGUGGUCAUCGUGGACCCCGGCGUGAUCCCCAUCAACUCGCGGGGCGAGAAGCAGCGCAUGCACCUUCGAGACGGCUUCCUGGCCGACCAGCUGGACCCCAUCUACGUGGCCUACAACAUGUGAGCGCGGCUCCUCAGCCCUGUGCCUCCCGCGUGGGGACCGGCAGAGGCGUCGGGCCACCAGCGGCCACCAGAAGGGCUCCAGUCUUCCCGCGCGCCACGCCCCUUCUUCCUCUGCUUGUUCAGAUCCGCUCCAGGCUCCCCAAGUCUCACUUGGGGAACCGCCUCCUGGACCAUCUGAAGAAGUGUCUUGUCCUUGGAGGACAUUUGGGGGAGCAGGAAUGUCAGUACCUGAACGGGGGCUGCCUGAGGGGGGAGGCAUUGCAAGUGCGCUACUGUGUUGCGAGUUUGCACCUUUUUUAGGCUGAAAAUAUAGUUCUUGAAUUUAAAAAUUCAAUUAUUUAUUCCCACUUCCUAUAUAGAAUUCGUGCUAGGAAGAACUUGAGGCCCCUGGUCCAUGUGCCUCGCUCCCGUUUCACAGGGAGGAGCCGAGCUAGGGUGGCGGGUCCUGGGCCCCCCUGCCCCCCCGCACUCACAGGGCACUUCCCAGGCAGGUUGGAUGUGGAAACAACGUGAGAACGCGUGUGCCCGAUCAUCCGCGUUUGUUGUCACUGACCCUUGAGAAGUGCCCCGGGGGGCUGUCAGAUUAGAUGCUUGCUUUUGGGCAGGUAAACCAGCAUUUAGGCUUAAACCACUUCCUAGGUUUGUCAUUUCAUGCUGUUUAGUUAACUUCCUCGUUUUCCUAACACCACCGGAUAAGUUCUUCUCAAUCCGUGGAAUUGUGUUGAAUUGUUACUUUUAUUCCUGUUAACAGACUUGGGGGCGUUGGUGGCAGCCCCUGGGCGCUCGGGUCCUCGGCGCUGCUGGCCGAGCAUCCUGCGUGGGCCCAGGGGCCGUGGACAGAGCCUUGUCCCCCCACCCUGGGUUUCACAGUCUGAGUUGUGUGCCUAUAAAACUUGGCCAAACUGCAUUCGGUUAUUUUAUUCAAACCUGACGGAACUGACGGACCUAAUAUUAUAGUAAACCUAAAUCAAAGAAGAGAAUGUAAAAUCUUUUAGAUACUUAAAAGAAUUUGAAGCGAAGCUCAAAUCUAAGAUUAUUUUUAUAUAGCUAUUGAAGAGUAUGUUAUGAAGUUGUGGGGGUUUGGGGGGAUUGAGUGUGGGAAAGUUUAUGAAUUAUGCAUGCUUCCUAGGAACAACCAGGUGUUUCUGGAAUUAGCCUGGAGCGGUGCCUAACAAAGCUGUUAUUAAUUCUCUACCAUUUUAAAUUCACCACCGAAUGGGCCCGGCCAGCUGGGCCAACUCUCACAUCUCUUAUUUGGCUACAGGCAGCACGUGCAUAUUAGUUCCGUUUGCCUAUGGUGUUGAGCUGUGGUGUAAUAUGUUACAACAUACUGGAAUCCUAAUAAGCCUAUUGUAGUUAUGUACAUAAUCUGUAUAACUUAUUGUUUGACAUACAGAGGUUCUAGCAGUGGACUAACGGACAUUCCUUGUAAUACAGUGGCCAGCAGGGGAAAACUACCUAACCCUAAUCUUAAUGUUGUAGUUUUAUAGGAAACAAAUAUUGUAAAAUUUUUGUAUUGAGAGGUCAGUGGCAGUAAGACAAAGUGUCUUGUAAAUUAAGAUUUUAGGAAGCGCAUUAAAAUGUUUUAAAAUUACUCUCCGAGAAUUCUGUAUAUCACACUAAAAUUUUUUUAUAUCAUUAUGUUAAUAAAAGGUAUUGACUAUUUGUAAUUCUGCACUUUGAAAUGUGUGAAAAUGUUUUUUAAAUUACCCCAAAUAGGAUGUAUUUUAUUAUGCAUUCUUUUUUCUGAAUAUAAAAGCAUUUAUGCUUACAGCAUAAAAUCUACAAAGCACAUUAAAGUGUGAAGAAGAAAAUUAAGAUCUCCUCUCAUCCUACCUCUGCGAAAUAGCAGCAUUAGUAUCUGCUAAAAACCCUUUCAGGGAUUAAUUUUUUCUUUGUUAGAAUUUUUACAAAAUUAGGGUCCUAUGCUUUGAUAUCCAUUUUUGUACUUAAUAAAUUACAGACUUUUAAUCUAUCACAUAUAUUCUUCUACUUGUUUUAGACACUGUGCCGUGACUAACGGUAGUUUUACCCCUGCUGUCCGCCGGUGGCGGGUGACGCACGUUAGCCGCGCUGGGUGCCCGCCCGUCCGCAAUGGCAGUUGCUGUCUCAGACGCAGUUCCUGCAGGGAGAGCGACCAGGUCAGAGCUCAUCCCAGUUUGAAAGGCCGUGUGGCGGUGGCCGCUUUCCAGCAGCCCCUGGUAUUGGCAACGGACUCUUGGCCAAGAUUAAAAUAAGUCCUUGACAAAUUGAUGGUCAAAUAAGUGUCAUGUCUGGUCAUAUUAAAUAUGUUUUCAUGUGUC